UUCCCUGGCCUCUCUGCUCUCUGCGCUCAUUCUCAAUCCGUCGUUGUUCGUCGUUGUGUGCCUGAACGGUCGUAAUAACAUAAUUUGCUUGGGUCCGGUGUGGCAUCGGUGUGGUGUUUUAACUGUGGUGUUGUGAGCUUAGCGUGGUAUUAUUUUUUGAUGAAAUCAGAAUCACACUUUGUGGAUAUAUAGUUUUGUUUUAAAUUAGUGUUUAUUGUGAGUCACGUUAGUAAUAAAGCGUUGUAAACAAUUAUGGAAUUGUUGCAGGGCGGUAACCCCGGAGCGCUGCAGCCGCCGCUGCCCCCCGGCAUGAUGGCGCCGCCCGCCGCGCCCGGCAUGGCCAUGCCCGGCCUGGCGGGGCUACCCGGGCUGGCCGGGAUACCUGGGUUGGCGGCCGGUUUACCCGGGCUGGCAGCCAGCCUGCCCGCCGGCCUACCCGGCCUGCCUGGCGGACUGCCCGGUGGCUUCCCUUCGGCGCCCAUCUACGACUUGCAGCAGGUCGGAGAUGUGUUCACAGGUCCGGGGGCGAAGUGCUCGACGCUGCCCGCCAUACUGGGCGGCUCGCUGCCGCGGCUGUCGUCGGAGCAGGCCGAGGCGGUGGCGCGCGCCAAGAAGUACGCCAUGGAGCAGAGCAUCAAGAUGGUGCUGAUGAAGCAAACCCUGGCGCACCAACAACAACAGAUGGCGUCGCAGCGGACGCAGGUCCAGAGGCAACAGGCGCUCGCACUCAUGUGCAGAGUAUAUGUGGGCUCGAUAUCAUUUGAGUUGAAGGAGGACACGAUACGGCAGGCAUUCCUUCCGUUCGGGCCGAUCAAGUCGAUCAACAUGUCGUGGGACCCUGUCACACAGAAGCACAAAGGUUUCGCCUUCGUCGAGUACGAGAUCCCCGAAGCGGCGCAGCUCAGCCUCGAACAGAUGAACGGAGUCAUGCUGGGCGGCAGGAACAUCAAGGUAGUGGGGCGGCCGUCCAACAUGCCGCAGGCGCAAGCUGUCAUCGACGAGAUCCAGGAGGAAGCCAAACAAUACAACCGCAUCUAUGUCGCAUCCAUCCACCCGGAGCUCACUGAAGAUGAUAUUAAAAAUGUUUUCGAAGCUUUCGGGCCGAUCACAUAUUGCAAACUGGCGUACGGCGCGUCCGCGCACAAGCACAAAGGGUACGGGUUCAUAGAGUACGCCACUCUGCCCGCCGCGCUCGAGGCCAUCGCGUCCAUGAACCUGUUCGACCUCGGCGGACAAUAUCUCCGCGUGGGCCGCGCCAUCACUCCGCCCAACGCGCUGGCCGGGCCGCCGCAGCCGUCCGCCAUGCCCACGGCGGCGCGCGAGGCGAGCCAGGCGGCGCGCGAGGCGAGCCAGGCGGCGGCGCGCGAGGCGGGCCAGCAGGCGGCGCUGCAGCGCAAGUUGCUGGACUCGUCGCCCGACACGCUGCAGCAGCAGGAGUCGCUGAGUAUCUCGGGCCAGUCGGCGCGCCACCUCGUCAUGCAGCGCCUCAUGCGGCGCCGCGCCAGUCGCACCGUCCUGCUCAGCAACAUGGUGGAGGCCGAGGAGGUCGACGAGGCCCUGCACCACGAGAUACAGGAAGAGUGCUCCAAGUGGGGCCGGGUCGAGAGGCUCGUCAUAUACAACGAGAGCCAGAACGAGGACGACGACCCCGCGCACGCCAACGUCAAGAUCUUCGUACAGUUCGCCGAGCCCGACGAGGCCAUCGCGGCGGCGGGCGCGCUGAACGGGCGCUACUUCGGCGGGCGCACGGUCCGCGCCGCGCUGUACGACCAGGACUUGUUCGACCACGGGGACCUCUCCGGCUAGCUACACCCGCCUCGCUAGCGCGGGGGCUUAUACAUAACUUCUAAUGUGAUAAUUCUUUCGAUUAAAUACUGCUCAUUCGUA
This is a messenger RNA of Spodoptera litura, 1887 nucleotides long. Lineage: Eukaryota; Metazoa; Arthropoda; Insecta; Lepidoptera; Noctuidae. The record is from RefSeq and is a predicted model, not a curated record.